AUGCCCUUCCCUGCCUCCUGGCCCUGCCUUCCUCCCUGCCUGCUGCUGACUCUCCUGCUGGGCCUCCCAGGAGGGGCAGGUGAGGAGGAGCUGCAGGUGAUUCAGCCUCAGAAGUCAGUGUCUGUCGCAGCAGGAGAGACGGCCACUCUGAGCUGCACCGUGACAUCCCUGACUGUGGGGCCCAUGAUGUGGUUCAGAGGGAUGGGACCAGGCAGGGAGUUAAUCUAUGAUUUCAGAGGAGCCCAAUUCCCCCGAGUAACAAGUGCUGCAGACACCACGAGGAGAAACAACACGGACUUUUCCAUCCGCCUCAGUAACAUCACCCCAGCAGACACAGGGACCUACUACUGUGUGAAGUUCCGGAGAGGAACCGGUGAUGACAAGGAGUUCAAGUCUGGAGCAGGCACUCAGCUCAGCGUGAGUGCCAAACCCUCUCCCCCUGUGGUAUCGGGCCCCACGGGCAGGUCGCCGCCUGGACAGACAGUGAGCUACACCUGCAAGUCCCACGGCUUCUCCCCGAGAAACAUCCUCCUGAAAUGGUACAAGGACGGGAAUGAGCUGCCAGCCUCCCAGACCACCGUGGACCCGUUGGGAGACAGCCCUUCAUACAGCAUCUCCAGCACAGCCAGGGUGCUGCUGGCCCCAGGGGAUGUUCGCUCCCAAGUCACCUGCCAGGUGGCCCAUGACACUCUACGGGGGGACCUGCCUCUUCGCGGGACUGCCAACCUCUCUGAGGCCCUCCGAGUGCCACCCACCUUGGAGGCCACCCAGCAACUCAUGCCAGGGAACCAGGAGAACAUCAUCACCUGCCUGGUGAGGAACUUCUACCCCCAGCGCCUGCAGCUGACCUGGCUGGAGAACGGAAACACGUCCCGAACAGAAACGGCCUUGAGCCUCGUAGAGAACCAGGACGGGACCUUCACCAGGAGGAGUUGGCUCCUGGUGAACCAGUCUGCCCACAGGGAGGGUGCGAAGCUCACCUGCCAGGUGGAGCACGAUGGGCAGCCGGCCGUCUCCAAAAUCGUCACUGUGGAGGCCCCGGCGCCCCAGAAGGACCCAGAUGUACCCGCUGGUCCAGGGACAUCUGCUGUUAUCUUUGUGACUUUCCUCCUUGGCUUCAAGGUGCUGCUCAUGAUGAGUUUCACGGUUACCUACAUCCACAGGUGGAGGACCCUGUAG
Molecule: messenger RNA, 1179 nt
Organism: Pipistrellus nathusii (Nathusius's pipistrelle)
Lineage: Eukaryota; Metazoa; Chordata; Mammalia; Chiroptera; Vespertilionidae
Source: the annotation of a GenBank genome assembly